UUUUCUUAUUGUCCCAAAUACAAUAAACUUGGUUAAAAGGACUUGAGACUUCGUUGAUUCCCAAAACUCAAGUAUUAAUCCUGUUUCGUCCACUUCCCACUCCGUUUUUGUGAUUUUCGCACUCUGCAGAGUCCUAUGGGGCUUCUUCUGGGGCUGGCUUUCUUGGUUCUUCUGCUCUGGGUUGCUGCCGUUGAAGGUUCUGACAGCCUCCUCUCUCCCAAGGGUGUUAACUAUGAAGUGGCUGCGUUGAUGUCUAUGAAGAGUAAAAUGACAGAUGAACGCCACGUGCUUGAUGGCUGGGAUAUAAAUUCUGUUGAUCCCUGCACUUGGAACUUGGUUGCUUGCUCUCCUGAAGGCUUUGUGGUUUCCCUUGAAAUGGCCAGUACGGGUUUGUCAGGUACACUUUCGCCGAGUAUUGGAAACUUGAGCCACCUUCAGACAAUGUUAUUGCAAAACAACCAAUUGUCUGGUUCUGUUCCAUCUGAGAUUGGGAAACUUUCAGAAUUGGUAACCCUUGACCUUUCUGGUAAUCAGCUCAGUGGUGAAAUUCCAAGCUCUUUGGGUUUCUUGACCUGUCUAAAUUACUUUUGCAGGCGACUUAGCAGGAACAAUUUAUCUGGACAGAUUCCUGGACCUGUUGCAAAUCUUACAGGUCUAUCAUUCUUGGACUUGUCAUUUAAUAACCUCAGCGGUCCUACUCCAAAAAUACUGGCUAAAGGCUACAGUAUUACGGGGAACAGCUUUCUCUGCUCUUCAUCUUCAGCACAAAUCUGCAUGAAUGGUGCAAAGCCUGUCAAUGUCACAUUUUCAGAUCGGAAAGGUAGCAAUCACCGUCGAUGGGUUAUAUCGGCUGUGGUAGGAGUCAGUUGCACAUUUGUGGUUUCUGUCAUGCUGCUUGUCUGUUGGGUGCAUUGGUACAGAUCUCGCCUUCUAUUUACAUCAUAUGUGCAGCAGGAUUAUGACUUUGAUAUUGGUCAUCUGAAGAGAUUUUCAUUCCGGGAACUGCAAAUUGCUACGAGCAAUUUCAGUCCUAAAAACAUCUUAGGACAAGGUGGAUAUGGAGUUGUCUAUAAAGGAUAUCUUCCAAACAGGACAAUUGUGGCAGUCAAAAGGCUGAAGGAUCCAAAUUUUACUGGAGAAGUCCAGUUUCAGACUGAAGUCGAGAUGAUAGGCUUGGCUUUGCACCGGAACCUUCUGCGUUUAUAUGGCUUCUGCAUGACAGCUAAUGAGAGGCUACUUGUUUAUCCUUAUAUGCCAAAUGGAAGUGUUGCUGAUCGCUUAAGAGAUACUGGGCGGGAGAAGCCAUCUUUGGAUUGGAACAAGCGCAUGCAUAUUGCCCUUGGUGCUGCCCGUGGACUUCUCUACUUACAUGAGCAAUGCAAUCCAAAAAUAAUUCACAGGGAUGUGAAAGCUGCAAACAUUCUUCUUGAUGAUAGCUUUGAAGCAGUAGUUGGGGAUUUUGGCCUGGCUAAGCUGUUAGAUCUGAGAGACUCACAUGUCACAACUGCAGUGCGGGGUACUGUCGGACACAUUGCACCAGAAUAUCUUUCAACUGGGCAAUCUUCUGACAAAACUGAUGUCUUUGGAUUUGGCAUACUGCUUUUGGAACUCAUAACAGGACAAAAGGCAUUAGAUGCAGGAAAUGGUCAAGUUCAGAAGGGAAUGAUCCUUGAAUGGGUUCGAACCUUGUAUGAGGAGAAAAGACUGGAGGUGCUGGUGGAUAGGGAUCUGAAGGGAUGUUUUAGUGCUGAAGAGCUAGAAAAAACAGUAGAACUCGCCUUGGAUUGUACUCGAUCAAGUCCCAACCUCAGGCCAAAGAUGUCACAGGCUUUGAAGGUCCUAGAAAGUAUUGCUGGGCAACCCGGACAAAUGGAGGAAUCACAUGGUGGAAACAACAUCGAGGGUCGAAGUUGUAGUUUCGCAAGAAACUACAUUGAUGUCCAUGAAGAGUCUUCAUUCAUUAUAGAACCCAUUGAGCUUUCUGGGCCCAGGUGACAAUGCAGUUUUCCUUAUGCAGGUUGUUCAUGUUCAGAAUCAACAUAGCAUAUAGACCUUUUUUUCUUCCCGCUGAUAAUGGAGCAAGACUAGCAUAUCAGUCCACCAUGUACAGGGUAGACACUGUCUGAAAAACAAUGCCAAGUGUAUAUGUUUAGACGAAACAAAUUUCUCCAAGGGAUUAGCACACUGAAUGUAUUUUGAGGUAGUUCCAACUAUAAUUGGGAAAAUUUUUGGCAACUAAUACAAAACUAACUCAUGACAUGCUUGUUGAGUGUAACACAAGGGUUCCUCACGUGUAAGAAGCAAGUACUCACAACAAUAGAUAUAUCCAAUGCUGUCACUUUGCUUCUGUUUAUAUGCAUGUGAUCAAGGGGUGGUUAGAAUAAGAUGUUAGCAAUAAGUAGUUGCCCUAAGUUGUGUUCAGCCAUGGAUAAGAAAGGCCGAAUGAUAUCAAUCUGGUUUGUUUGGUUGGUUGGUGCGUGCAAAACCAUUUGGCACCACACA
Diospyros lotus (date-plum) is the source of this 2502-nucleotide messenger RNA. RefSeq names its product probable LRR receptor-like serine/threonine-protein kinase At5g45780. The record is from RefSeq and is a predicted model, not a curated record. Lineage: Eukaryota; Viridiplantae; Streptophyta; Magnoliopsida; Ericales; Ebenaceae. Gene Ontology annotation, biological process: protein phosphorylation. The transcript is spliced from 11 exons. Gene Ontology annotation, molecular function: protein binding; ATP binding; protein kinase activity. Bases 136 to 1995 code for a protein of 619 amino acids.